CCGGUUUAACCAGUUCUCGAGAUGUCCCAGCAAAUGCCCCCAGCCAACCGUAUGACCUUGCAGACUUUCAAGGCCAAGGGUGUCGGCGCCAAGAAGGGCCAUAGUCUUCUCAAGAAGAAGCGUGAUGCCCUUAAGAGCAGAUUCUCGCAGAUGCUCAAGGAAAUCGUCGAUACUAAGAAAGCUGUUGGCGAGAACAUGGCUGAUUGCUCCUUCUCUAUUGCUAAGGCUAGAUGGGCCGGCGACAGUGAUUUCGUCCAGACUGUUAUUCAGCGAGUCAAGAAACCUAGUGUCACUCUGAAGGUUUCAGCUGAGAACGUUGCCGGUGUCUUCCUUCCCAAGUUCGAUCUUCAGAGGGAUACGACGUUGGACGGCCCCAUGAUGAGCCUUGGUGCUGGACAGGGUGGCCAAGUGAUUCAAACCUGCAGACUGCAACAUGCCAAGGUCCUUGAGCUCCUCGUCAGGAUGGCCUCCUUGCAGACAUCUUUCAUUACUCUAGAUGAGGAAAUCAAGAUGACUUCACGUCGUGUGAACGCUCUCGAAUAUGUGGUGAUUCCUCGUAUGGAGACAAUUAUUCACUUCAUCGAGCAAGCUAUGGACGAGCAAGAGCGUGAGGAGUUCUUCAGAGUGAAGAAGAUUGUCGAGAAGAAGAAGGAGAAGCAGGCUAAGGAGGCCGCCGACCGUGCCGCCGAGGGCGGAGAAGCCGGUGUUCUUGCUAUGGCCGUGGGCAACGAGGACCAGGUCGGCACCGCCUUCGAUGACGUGAAGAAGGAUGCGGAACUGGUGUUCUAAGAGCAUCGGUGUAGCUGUCUAAUAUCUUCGUUGGCUCAGUGGCUUGUUCCCCAUAGUGGUCGGAAUUUCUUCAUAGUCUGUCGCAUUUCUUGUGACUAUUUAUCCCCUUCAACCAGACUGUUCAACUGAUUGUGUGUGGCUGAUGCCAUCGCA
This is a messenger RNA of Perkinsus marinus ATCC 50983, 942 nucleotides long. RefSeq names its product vacuolar H-ATpase subunit D, putative. Gene Ontology annotation, molecular function: proton-transporting ATPase activity, rotational mechanism. Gene Ontology annotation, cellular component: vacuolar membrane; proton-transporting V-type ATPase complex. The record is from RefSeq and is a predicted model, not a curated record. The transcript has 7 exons. The coding region runs from base 22 to 789 and encodes 255 amino acids. Lineage: Eukaryota; Perkinsozoa; Perkinsida; Perkinsidae.